This is a messenger RNA of Brassica napus (rape), 693 nucleotides long. Its product is annotated as glutathione S-transferase T3-like. The record is from RefSeq and is a predicted model, not a curated record. Lineage: Eukaryota; Viridiplantae; Streptophyta; Magnoliopsida; Brassicales; Brassicaceae. Bases 1 to 693 code for a protein of 230 amino acids. The transcript is spliced from 2 exons.
AUGGAUACUACCCACGGUUAUGUUAACCUACUGAAUAGUCAAUCUUCAGUUGACCUUGAUUCACUCGGACCUGCUUGGUUCAGUAGACAAUGUCCUGAUGAGUCUGGUGUCAAGGAGAGGAGGAAAUGGUCUCCCAAAGAGGAUAAAAUCCUUAUUGGUGCUUGGCUUAACACCAGUAAAGACCCUGUGGUCAGCAAUGAGCAGAAAGCUGGUGCUUUCUGGAAGAGGAUUCAAGACUACUACAACGCAAGCCCUCACUUGGUUGGGACAACACCUAGAGAGCUUAGAAGUGGUGAAAAUGAUGAUGAUGAGAUGAAAGCUGCCCUAAAAAUCUUCUACAAUGACUACUCCAUCAAGUUCAACCUGGAACAUGCCUGGAGGGAGCUGAGACAUGACAAGAAAUGGUGUUCCACCUAUCUGGCUAAGGACAGUGUGAAGGAAAAGCUCAAACAAGUGUUGGAGGUUGACGGAGAAGAGGCAAUGGGUAGACCUGUUGGGGUGAAGGCUGCUAAAGCUGCUAGUAAGAGGAAGAAGAAUGCUAAAGAAGAGGAGUUGCCAAAGUUACAGGGCCUGUUUGAAAUCAAACAGAAAAUCUCUAACCAGAAACUGUUUGAUCGUUUACUUGUCAAAAAAGAGCCACUCUCUGAGAUGGAAUUAUCUCUUAAACUCAAACUUAUGUCUGAGAUGUUAUGA